AUGCCACGGUGGAAAGGCCGUACGACAGUGGCAAAGAAACAAUUAAAAUUAUUUGCCUCCAAAAGUACUGUCGACGUUACAGCGGUGGAGGAGAGUAUGUCGAAGUAUAUCAAUAAUUUUGCUCAAUUUGAAACCCUCAUGGACGAGCAGGAUGACCUAGACCCACAAGGAGAAUAUCACUCAUUGACAGGUCGCUUUGCAAUUGAAAGUGAUUAUCUGGAGGUUCUCCAGGAAGCGGAGGUAGUUAAAGGCGUAUGCCUGAGCCUCCCCAUAAGGAGAACCUCAGAAGCUUCAGAACGCUCCUAUGCCAGUUCAUCGACCUCUUCAGGGUCCAUCAAAGGAAAACUUCCAGAUCCUAAACUGCCUACAUUUUGGGGAGAUGUCACUCAAUACAUGUCUUUCAAGAUCAACUUCAACUCAGUCGUUGCAAAGCAUCGUGAAUUAAACAAAUCGGACAUGCUCAAUUAUUUAAUAUCGGGGUUGAAGGGAGAAGCAGUGCGCAAAGUACAAAUGCUCUCAAUUUCAGACGAGAAUUAUAACCGAGCUUGGCAAAUUCUCGACAAAGCGUAUUCAGAUACACGAGUCAUUGUAUCCAGACACCUUCACCAGCUGUUGAAAAUGCCUCAGCAAGAGAAGGAAGUUGUAGAAGGCUUGGCUAAACUAGUUGACAGUACGCGCCAACACAUGGAGUCCGGAAACGGAUUAAAUAUCGUCGUAGGUGAUCAGCUGAUAGUGGCACUAUUGGAACAAAAAUUAGCUAAGGUCACUACUGAUGCCUGGGAUGACAAGCAAGAGCGCGGGGUGCUUCCUCAACUGGAGGACAUGCUGGAUUUUCUCACGCGACGUGGUUCGAGACUUCAAACACGCAACAAGGAAAAAAUUGGAAUAGCGACAGAGUCUUCGACCAAGUCAAAUCAUAAGCACAAAAGAGAACAAUCGAAAAUUUAUGCAUUUAAUUCAACCACUGGUAAAUCGUGUCAAGCAUGUGAUGAAACCUUCCAUGCUCUCUUCAAAUGCAAUAAAUUCAGAGAUUUAUCAGUGGAACAACGCAUAAAAAUUGCAAAACAAUCAAAUGUAUGCCUCAACUGUCUCAACAAACACAAGGGUGAGUGCAAAUACGGGGGCUGCAGACAUUGUCCAGAGAAACAUAAUUCUCUAUUGCAUUCAGAGUCAAUGGGUGAACGAGAGUCUCUCACAGCCAUGAAAGCUCAAAUCUCAUCGAAUCAAGUCAUGACCACCGCCAUUGUGAACAUGGUGAGUCAAUCAAAUCAAUCAAUUCCCUGUCGAGUUCUAUUGGACACCGGCGCAACGGCCAAUUUCAUCACAGAAGAGCUCGCAGUGAAACUCAAUCUACGAAAGAAGGCGUGUGUCAUCCCUAUCGAUACAUUAAGUGAGAUGGCAACAUACACUAAACACGUAGUUACUGCUACCAUAACUUCGAGAUACAAUGGAUUCAAGAAAGAGUGUACAUUCCUGACGGUUCCAAGGAUUUCGUCGCUGACUCAAAAUUCAUUAAUACCCAGAGAGUCUGUGAGAAUCCCAUUUAAUAUUCAUCUAGCAGAUCCUGAGUUCUACAAGCCACCUCCAAUAGAUAUCCUAUUGGGCACUGAAGCAACACUCUCCUUACUCACCGUUGGGCAGAUUGACCUGUCACCGCCAGAAGGUCCAGACUUAUUCCUGCAUAAAACCCAGUUGGGAUGGAUUCACGGUGGGGCAAUUCAAAAGCAGCAAGGCUCAAACAAAAUCCAAUAUCAUCAAGCAAAUGUCGACUUGGAUCUACAAAAAUUCUGGAAAAUCGAAGAAAUUUCAGACAAAAAGGUAUAUUCAGCUGGAGAGCAAAAGGCUGUGGAACACUUCAAGCAUCAUCACAGUCGGGACUCUACAGGGAGGUACACAGUAGCCCUCUCAUUCAAGGAAAAACAGAAUCUCUUGGGUAAUUCUUAUCGAAUGGCUCUCAAACGUUUCCAUUCUCUAGAACGCAAGUUUUCCAAGGAUCCAGAGCUAUUCGAACAAUACUCAGCAAACAUUGACAAGUAUUUACGUUUGAAUUAUUUAACCAAGGUUAAAAACCCUGCGGACACGAAGUUUUAUUUGCCGCACCAUUCUGUAAUCAAGAAAGACAGCAUCAAAACCAAAGUCAGAGUUGUUUAUGAUGGCUCUGCGAAGACAACGACAGGUGUAUCGCUGAAUGAAUCGUUGAUGGUGGGACCAACACUUCAAGAAGACAUCUUCUGGCUAAUUCUCCAUUUUCGCACUCAUCAGUAUGCACUGACAGGUGACAUCGAAAAAAUGUACCUGCAAUUUGGAAUCAGAGAAGAGGAUCGCCGGUAUCAGAGAAUUUUGUGGAGAGAUGAAGGUGGAGAAAUCGCCGUAUACGAGCUCAACAAUGUCACCUUCGGACUCUCAUCCUCACCGUAUCAAGCUGUCCAAUGUCUCCAACAACUUGCAGAUGAUGAGGCUCAACAUCAUCCUGUUGCUGGAACUGUUAUGAAAAAUCACAUGUAUGUUGAUGACCUACUUUCAGGCUUCGAUACAAUACACGAAGCUAGGCAGGCUCGUGAAGAAAUCUCUGCAAUGCUCGCAAGGGGUGGGCUCAAUAUGAAGCAUUGGGCAUCCAAUGAGCCCAAGCUGCUGGAAGGUCUACCUCAAGAUGCUAUACAUCAAAAACUUCAAUUGGAUGAUGGGUCGACGCUCAAGACACUGGGAGUGUAUUGGGACGCACAGUCUGACUCUAUCACGUACACAGUGAAGCCAGUAUCUCCAGAAGAGAAAGUAACCAAGAGAGUCAUCAUGUCAGAAGUUGCUACAAUUUAUGAUCCUCUGGGACUACUAGGUCCAGUCAUUCUGACUGUUAAAACAAUAAUUCAAAAGCUCUGGAAGUCAAAUUGGAGUUGGGACGAGUCUGUCCCUAACAGCAUUCACACGGAAUGGAAUGCAUAUUGUGCUGAACUGAAUCAGCUGAACGAGAUUUAA
Diachasma alloeum is the source of this 2973-nucleotide messenger RNA. RefSeq lists its product as uncharacterized. The transcript has a single exon. Gene Ontology annotation, biological process: proteolysis. The record is from RefSeq and is a predicted model, not a curated record. Gene Ontology annotation, molecular function: aspartic-type endopeptidase activity. NCBI's taxonomy places the organism in Eukaryota, Metazoa, Arthropoda, Insecta, Hymenoptera, Braconidae. The coding region runs from base 1 to 2973 and encodes 990 amino acids.